Molecule: messenger RNA, 892 nt
Organism: Archocentrus centrarchus (flier cichlid)
Lineage: Eukaryota; Metazoa; Chordata; Actinopteri; Cichliformes; Cichlidae
Product: lipopolysaccharide-induced tumor necrosis factor-alpha factor homolog
Exons: 4
Coding region: 276-542 (88 amino acids)
Cellular component (GO): cytoplasmic side of late endosome membrane; cytoplasmic side of lysosomal membrane; nucleus
Molecular function (GO): zinc ion binding
Source: RefSeq, a predicted model, not a curated record
AGGAGGUAUACAGAAUAUAUGCUGUGACACUAACACACAGUCAAAGUUGUCAGUGUGGCACCAGAGUUGCCAGAGUACGCAGAAAUAAGACUAUAUUGAGGGCUUAAAAAAAAAGAAAAAAAAGAAUAAGAGUAUUUGCUUUGGGUUGGGUCAGUGAGGUUCACAUAGACAGUUUGAAGAUCUCAUGACUUAAUUAAGUAAAUGAGGCUGAAGGGGAAGAAAGUUCUGCACUAUGGGAAAACUCACCUCUCUGUUCGACACAAACUGAAAAAAAAAUGGCAAAUGCACAAGUGCCCGUUGCGACGGUCAGCCCGCUGGGAGACAGUCCCGUUCAGAUUGCCUGCCCUAGCUGCCAUCAGACAGUCCUUUCCAAGGUGGACUACUCCGCUGGUUUGCUCACCUACCUUUUCUGUGGAGGGCUCUUCUUCUGUGGCUUUGUUUUAGGCUGCUGCCUCAUCCCGUUCUGUGUGGACCGUCUGAAGGAUGCCAAGCACACCUGUCCUACCUGCAAGACUGUACUUGGCGUGUAUAAACGUUUAUAACUCAAAGAGCUGCAAUGAUUUGUUGAUUAACAGAAAUGCCAUUUUCAGCUAUUUUGAUUGGAGAGGCACACAUUGUAAUGUGGACCAAAUGCCAGUAUGAAUGCUUAAAUACAACUGACUGACAUAUGCACAGGGACCACAUGUUGGACACAACUUGAGAUUUGAAGGCUCUGAGAAAUUAUGCAACAUAUUUUCUGCCAUUUUACAGAUAAUACAAAGCUCUAACUAAUGAAAAUAUUUACUCAUAAUUGGUUUUGUAACUAAAGUUGCUGUUUGUUGUUUGGUGUAGUGACUUUUUAACAGCUUCUCCCUCCAAACGUUUGAACAUUAAAAAACUGAGAUCAAACAAA